Molecule: messenger RNA, 1253 nt
Organism: Helicoverpa armigera (cotton bollworm)
Lineage: Eukaryota; Metazoa; Arthropoda; Insecta; Lepidoptera; Noctuidae
Exons: 6
Coding region: 196-666 (156 amino acids)
Source: RefSeq, a predicted model, not a curated record
AACCAGCGCGGUGACUUCAAUCAGAGCCGCCUUGCAAAGUGAAGUUGUCGCUCGCGGAAUACUAUAGUGAUUCUAUUAAAAUGUUAUACCCCUGUGCAAACUCAUUGUGAAAGCCAGACGUUCUGUGUUCCAAAUCUAACCCGUUAUCAGAUAAUGCUUUACUGGGAAUAAAAGAAAACAAUUAAAAAGGCAAGGAUGGAGCUUCCAGUGUUAGACAAGUUCUGUUUCAUCUUCGAUCUGCGGACAGGAUGCAUUGUCAUGGGGAUUAUCAAUUCCAUCCUGACGUUCAUCCUAGCAGUGCUUCUCAUCACGUUCGCAGUAGACAUCCGUGAUGCUUCAGAGAUGAAACGCGAUGACAUUGACUCGGGCAUGUCGUCUGUGGUGUAUACCAUUGUGGUGCUGCUGGUGGUACUGCUGUUUGUCAAGUUCCUGCUGGAUUUGGUGUUUGCGUAUGCUGUUUAUAAGGAAAAAUGCGGCAUCAUGAAGAAGUACUGCAUCUUCUGGAUCAUUUUCCUGGUGCUGUUCAUCAUCGGCUUCCUCAAGACCCUGUUCCACAUGGACGCUGGAUAUGUCAUCGCGCAGAUAUUAUUUUUGGCUGAAAACUUUUACUACAUCGUGGUGAUAAGGAGCUACUUGAUAUCAAUCAACGAAGACGGAGUCCUGUAAAUAGUUCCUUUUAUUAUUAAUAAUAAUAUUACCUAAUAGAAAUAUUAUUAUCUCCUCUAUUAUUGAACAGAAUGAAACAGAGUUGUGGAUGGUUAUUUUUACAUACAUAUGUAUAUUUUUGUUGUGAAUUACAUAUUUAAAACUGCAUGCUCUUAGGGCUCUGAAUAGUGUCCUAGACAAAAAUAAUAUUUUAAAUACUGCCGAUGAAUGUAAGAGCAGUGCUUAGCAGAUGUACCAAUAGAUGGCGUUACUUGUAUGUAGAAAAACAAACAUUGUAUCGAAUAUUAUAUUGUUGAUAUAUACCUCUAGAUAGAAUUAUACAUAUCAGGAAAUAUCUUUCUCAAUCCAUAUGUUUUGCUUACUCAAAAUUAAAAUCAAUAUUCUUUGUUUCGGGAAAGAUGGAAUAAAAUGUGAGUGAAAUUGGUUGUAUAAGAUGUUUGUAAGUGGGUAUCGAUGGAACAGAGUAAAAGGACCAAAGUAUACAGAUGUACUUACCUAUCACUUUAUAAUAAAUACAUCAUCCGUAAAUAUAACGCAUCAGUCCAUAACAUUAUUUUUAUACUAGAUGGCGCUGAAAGUGGUUUUAG